UAUGGAUUGAUUGGCAGGAACUGUCUACAAUGGAAACAGAUAAAGUUUUCUGCACUGGUUAUAUUAUCAUCAUAAUAUUUCUUCAGGUUGAAGUACUUUGCUUGGCUUUGGCAGAGACCACCGAUCUAUCCAUGGAUGACAAUGUGGGCACUCAAGAGAUGACCAGCUUACUGUCGGCCUGCAGGCUGCAGCCAUUAGCUCAUGAUCAUCACAUCGGUUGCCGAGCAUUGGCCUCCGCUCUUGAAUACCCAGAACAGAAGAACAGGGCACACGCAUCGAGGCAGGGCCCCCGGCAAAAUCUACAUGGGGGCGCGUGUGUGAACGUGACGUAAACCGUCAAAGGGAAGGAGGAGGCUGCCAUGAGCGAAAAAAAGUACGGGAAUCGAGUACCAACCUUGGGCCCCUCACUCUUUCCAACGGGAGCUGACUAGACACGGCCAAGUUGGCCCCACAAAGCAACCAAUGGCAUCUCUUCAUCUCUGGAGCUACAGCAAUUCACUUUAUCAGCAGCCAAAGACAAGAAGAGAAGAUUGGGAUAUUUCUCUAUUCACCGCUAAAGCUAAACUGACAGGAGACAACAGAAAGCAAAAGCAAAUUAACAGGAGAGAGACAGGGAGAGUUGAGCUUAGUAUAGUAUUAGUAGUAGCUUCUUGUGAAAGGUGGGAAGAAUCCAAACAUACAUAUAAAAUACUCCCAUAAAAUCUGCUAUAAAACCACGCUCCCUCCUCCUGCCCCUUUCCCUCCCUCUCUUCUUCUUCUCUCAUGUGCCAUUAGCCAAUAGCACCAAGGUUUUUGUACAUUGUAGCUCAUUAAUUCAUUCAUAUAGCUAUUCAAACAAGUUUGGUGGCUGUCCACAUUUUAGCUUUGGAUAGCCUUGCCUGCCUGCCUAGCUAUAAUCAUCUCUUGCUGACUUGCUGUGGGAGUUUUGAGAGGAAGGCCAGAGGAAGCAUAUGGCGCCUGUGAGUUUGCCUCCAGGUUUCAGGUUCCACCCAACAGAUGAGGAGCUAAUCAUCUACUACCUUAAGCGGAAGAUCAAUGGGAGACAGAUAGAGCUCGAAAUCAUUCCAGAAGUUGAUCUUUACAAGUGCGAGCCUUGGGAUCUUCCAGAAAAAUCAUUUCUUCCAAGUAAAGAUCUCGAAUGGUACUUCUUCAGCCCUAGAGACCGCAAGUACCCAAAUGGAUCAAGAACAAACCGUGCAACAAAAGCCGGAUACUGGAAGGCAACUGGAAAAGAUCGAAAAGUGAACUCGCAGAGGCGUGCAGUUGGUAUGAAGAAGACUCUUGUGUAUUACCGUGGUCGAGCCCCACAUGGUUCUCGCACCGACUGGGUCAUGCACGAGUACCGCCUCGAUGAGAGGGAAUGUGAGACUGACACUGGCUUACAGGAUGCAUACGCUUUGUGCCGGGUAUUCAAGAAGACAGCGCCCGGGCCGAAGAUCAUAGAGCAUUAUGGUGUGGUGCACCACCAUGCCGAGCAACCUCAAUGGAUGACGAGCAAUGUCGACCGCUCCCCAACACUGGAAGUGUCGUUUGAUGGAAGAGGUGAUGACUUUGAGAGCAGCGGCUUCUCUUUCCCGACAGAGACGCCAAUGGACUCCAUGCACGGUGGGUUCGGGAUGCAGAUGAGUGCACCUCACGAGGAUGGAAAAUGGAUGCAGUUUCUGAGUGAAGACGCCUUUAACGCCACCAAUCCAUUCAUGACGAACCCAGUUGCAGCCAACUUUUCAUGCCUUCCAUCCAAGGUGGAUGUUGCACUGGAAUGUGCCAGGCUGCAGCACAGGCUCACCUUGCCUCCCUUGGAGGUGGAGGACUUCCCACAGGACGUCAGCCUUGACACGAAGACGGGCAUCCUCCGCAGUAACCCCAACGAAGUUGACAUUCUUCAAGAAUUCCUGUCAGUUGCGACAGCCUCUCAGGAGCUAAUUAAUGGCUCCAGUAGCUACCCUGAUAUGUGGUUAGGAGCUAGCACAAGCAGUGCUAGCUACAUCAACGAAUUGUCCUCUCUAGUUGAGAUGGGCGGCAUUGGCACUUCUAACCACAGCGAAUCCGCGAGGCUACAGGUCGAGAUCACUGACAUGGAAGUGUUCAAGGACGAGAAGAAGAGGGUGGAGAACCUUAGAGGAAUUAAGCUGGUGAACAAUGACCUUGGGGAGAUCGUUGUAGAAGGAGAUGAAAACAAUCUAACACAAGCCAUCGUUGCACAGUAUCCUAUAAAAGACACUGCUGACAAUUCAGGAGAAGCCGGUCAUCGCAUGACCGAUCCCACUGACGUAGGCGGCAUCGACACUGCCCCCAUCUUCUCGCAAUCUCAACCUGAUGACUUUGCUACUGGUUUCGAGGACGUCAACCCUGAUGCAACCUUCGAUCUGUACGAGAAGGUUGACGUCAACCAUGGCCUAUUCGUUUCAAGGGUCGGUGCGGCAAAGACAUUCUUCCACCGCAUCGAGCCAUCGAAGAAGGUCAGCUUCCACUCGAACCCAGCAGCAAGUGCCGUCAGCAAGGCGACCGAGAAGUUCCAUUUCCCCAUUCUUACGACCAAAGUUAGUGGUAGGGUUUCCAUUUUUAGCAAGUUCAAGGCACUCAUAAGGGACAAGUUGUUCUUGAUGAGGCCGUCAUCCUCAUACCAAAGGUUGGGCAGCAGCAAAGAAACAACAGUGAGUGAGCUGCUGCAGAUUGUGUCACUCCUUUUAGCACCAAAGCAAGUCACAGGCCCUACUGAGCAAGAGCUGGUCAAGAAGAAGGCAAAGGAAGUGAUGAAGCCAGGAUGGGGUCGUGAUGGAAGCAACAAAUUGUGGCUUCCGCUCUCCAAAGGGAAGGGCAUUUCCAGCAUGUUUUUGAGUGGGAAAUGGACGUUUCUAACCUCCGCGUUGGCCAUCCGCACUCCAGCCGAGUGCGAUCACUAAAAGGUCUUAUUCCAUGACUGUUAUAUAAUCUGCUAUAACCUCAGUAGCUAGCUAGCUAGUGCAUGAAGAGAAGGUUAACAUUAAUUAACUGCCUUCGUGUCACAAUAUUAACUGGUGUAUAACUGGAGAAUGUAUGUCAUUAAUAUUGUUUGUACGUCAUCCCUGCUAAAUCUAACCCUGGUGUAUCAUAAUUGUUUGAAA
Messenger RNA from Oryza brachyantha (malo sina), 3104 nucleotides. RefSeq names its product NAC domain-containing protein 86-like. Gene Ontology annotation, molecular function: DNA binding. The transcript has 10 exons. Bases 951 to 2903 code for a protein of 650 amino acids. Lineage: Eukaryota; Viridiplantae; Streptophyta; Magnoliopsida; Poales; Poaceae. The record is from RefSeq and is a predicted model, not a curated record. Gene Ontology annotation, biological process: regulation of DNA-templated transcription.